GUUAUGUGUCAUCAGUUCAUAAUUGUUUACCAGUAACUGAAAUCUACUUAUUUGCAAUAAAUCGUCAUUCUUGUGAAGUGCAGAAACCCGAUCCAAGGUUUUGAUCAACCUGGGUAUAAAUGACAGGUAUUGAUUUUAAAAUCCGAACAAUUGAAUUGGAUGGGAAAAAAAUCAAACUACAAAUAUGGGACACAGCUGGGCAGGAACGCUUUCGAACAAUCACCACUGCAUACUACCGAGGGGCCAUGGGAAUCAUGUUGGUGUAUGAUAUCACGAAUGAAAAAUCUUUUGAUAACAUCAAGAACUGGAUCCGGAAUAUCGAAGAGCAUGCUUCUGCUGAUGUAGAGAAAAUGAUCCUUGGGAACAAGUGUGAUGUGAAUGAAAAGAGGCAAGUCAGCAAAGAACGUGGAGAGAAGUUAGCCAGUGACUAUGGAAUCAAAUUCAUGGAGACCAGCGCAAAAGCAAAUAUCAAUGUGGAGAAUGCAUUUUUCACACUUGCCAGAGACAUCAAAACGAAAAUGGACAAGAAACUGGAAGGCAACAGUCCCCAAGGCAGUAAUCAAGGCAUACGAAUUACCUCACAGCAGCAGAAAAAGAACACCUUCUUUCGUUGUCUUCUUCUGUAAUGAACAUUGCCUUAAAAGAAACAGCUCAAGCUCUCACUGAUUUGAAGUGGAGUGUGCACGCUCUGAGCUUUUCCUGUAUGGAUGGACACUUGCUCUGGACAAGCCCUGUUGUGCUAUUGAAGGCGUACAGAGAUCGAGCAGCUGAGAAUUUUUUUUUUUUUUUUUUUAGCUUUUAGGACCUGUCUGAUGAUUACCUCAGGAGUGGAAACGUGCGAGUCAGAAUCUUCUGAUGGGAAUCCCUCCGUUUUACUGAUUUCCAAUCUAUUGGGGUGUGAUUGUUUGGAAUCCUAAUUUUCCCAUGUCCUGUGUUCCCCUCUGGUUUUCCUUUGUUUUGGUUUCCCCCUACAAAUCUUGUGUUGUGCAGAUGCUCUGGCAUUUCCAUUGAUCUUGCUGUGCAAUAUGCUGCAAUUCCUGUUGUCAUGCCUUCACAUUCAAUGCCCUGUACUUAUCAGUGAGUCCCAGUGAUUGCACUUUUUCUUCUGCCAGUAAUUGAACUUCUUUAUCAUGUGAGUACCUUGGAGACAUUAAUGGUUGUGCAAAGAAGCAGCCCAAAUGUCAAUUUUCAAACCUAAAGGCAGAUUUCCCUAUGUAGCUCCCUCCCUGUGGUGGUGACAUACUACAUACGGCAGAGUUGUUCUGGAUCAGAUGUGAGUUGAACUAUGCUGAAGCAGAUGUCAAGUGUAGUUUCAGAUGUAGUACCUCCAGUUUAACAGAGGCAAUUAGUCUGUAUCACCGUACAGCAGACUAGACCUUGACAACAAACCUCGGAUAGAUUCCGCUCAUCACUUCCUUGUGGUGUUUCCUGUGGUAUUGCUACAAUCUGAGCCAGUUUUAAUUGUUAGACUGGAUUGAACAGAAAUGGCUAGAAAUCAGAAGGCAAAACAGAAUUAUGAUCAUUAUUGCUGCAAACUGUCUGCUUCCCCGAUGUUGUCUGAGAAAGGAUGUCUUCAAGAAUGAAAUGGAGGGAGGAAUGCAAGAGGGAGCAGGAUGAGACAGGAUAUGGUGAUAUCCUCCUUUUUUUACUUGCUGAUGUGCAAUAGCCAUGAAUUUAUUGAAGAAGCUGUAUUCUUUUGGUAGUUUUUCUGUUUUCUUACAGCACUUGACCAGUGGAGCCGGCUAAACCAUAUUUUGAAUAGUAUUUGGAUGUUAAUGCUUAAACUGAUGGGAGUCUGUGCUGUUUAAAUCAUGCCACUAUUGUAAGCAGAGUAAUUAUUAAUUUACCAAUUGCAAGUGUCUAGUUUAAAGAAUUAGAGGCUUAAAGCACAGUAAACAGGUCCUGUUAAUUCAGCUUAUGCAUAAUUCUCAAACUUGAGUACUGAAAUAGUAAAAUCCCUCAGGGAGGUUAAAUGCACUUUUAGUUGAUGAGCAAUGCUUAAUGGCUGUCAUCUCCUUAGUAUUUGUGGAAUAUUUGUGGAACAGGAGAGAUCUGUGAAUUGGAGUGUACCAGUAGAUUUGCCUCUUGCACUAUCCAUUCCUGAGCCAGUCCCUGUUUGUGACUAUCACUCUAUAAACCUAAGCAAUGGGCAGUAAAUUGUGCCAGAAUUUGCUGAUAGUACUAUUUUUAAUAGUCCUUUAACAUGGAAGUAUUCAUUUGGAGUUCCCUUACAGCCAGGGUGUAGCUGUGUUGCUAUGAUAGACAAAAGGAGAAAGGUUAUAAAUAUUACUUUAAUUCUUAGAAUAUUGUAUUUUAAAAAAAAAUACAAUGAAAGGAAACAAAUUCUCUUCCGAUCUUUGCCCUCUCCUCUGCCCCAAUACGGAUCGAGGUGGUGUAUGUGCCCUUGUGUUAAGUUCCAAACUAGAAGGGAAAACCAGGAAUAAAGGGAAUAGAUGGAUAAUUCCGAGCCUUUUGAACAAAAUAUGUAGACUUCUCUAAUCCUAGAGGUUAAAAUCCAGUAUCAUUGCUACAUUGAAAGAUGUUCUUUCUUGGGUGGUGCAUGGUUACUGCACAGACAACAGUGAAGGAGGAUGGAACAAAAGUGGCCAAUUAUUGAUAUUGCUGUGUAUAACCCAUCUGUGUGUUGACUGCACUUUCUCAGUAUCCGUUGUAGGCUAAUUCAACAGUUGCCGAACUCAGACAGACCUGAAUGUCUUUUGCGAAUGUUACUAAGCACUUUGUGUAGCUCAGUGGAUGAAGGCGUGAGAAUCCACCCAUUUAAUUCUACCAGAAAAAUGAAACCAUUUUUGAAAUAUGGCCAUGUGCAAAUCAUGACACAGGUUUAAACAGCCAGUCUGAUUACUUCACCAGAAUCCCCUGCCACAUGGUACUGUAAAUAUACAGCAGGUUCCUCCCAGCUAGUCCAUUUUCAAUUAGUGGGGCCUCCAUGUCAAACUCAAUCCCACAGAGAUGCACAGACUCUGAUAUGUGCACUUUUCGCUUUCCUUCUCGAUGAAUAUUGGGGUAAUUUGUAACAGCCCAGUACCAGACAGAGCACUGGCCCAUUAGCGAUGUGAGGAAUUCCUCUGAAGCUAUGCUGUUCAACAAUUUGUGGAUAACCCUCUUCCCAAUUCCCAAUUUUUCUUUUUGAAGAUUAUUUUAAUAUUUUCCUGAAUAAUGGCAGGUGAUUCAUGGCUGUUGAGUAUCAGUUGGAAGGAAAAGAUUAUUUAUUCACUUCAUGUAUGUGAAGCUGUAUUUUUGAACUGUUUGUGAUCGCAGUCUCCAGAAUCGCACUGGUGCUGACCUUCGAAUGACCCUGAGCUCCACAACACAAAGCACCAUACUGCCUCGCCUAUGAAAGCAGCCUCCAGACCCCAUCGAUCUCCUCAUUUACCACUGUCCGCCUCAAUUCACAAACUGAAGAUUUUAUUUUUUUUAAUUUUAAAUUAAGAAAAGUUUAGUUUUAUGUUUAUUUUCUUGUGUGGAUGUAUUUUGUUCUGCACUCUGGUGUUCAAUGCUGUGUGGCUCAAAUUUGUUAGCUUUUCAUACUCUUAUCUCCCAGAGUGACUGUGGUACUGAAGCAAUUACAGAAUUAAUAAUUCCCCUGCCCCAGUAAAAUGUACCUCUGCUAUAUUGCCAAUGUGUCCCUUCAAGACCUUGAAUAUAGUGCACAAGGUAAUUCUCAGGGACUACAUGGGGCGAAAUUAUAAAAUCUGUUGAGAAGUGGAGUUUUUUGUGGAUAACAUUUGGUCAACUGAUGGCCAUAAACCCAUAAGUUCUGUGAUGUCUCUAACCCUCGUCAGCAAAAAUGCUAACACUGAUCAGCUUUGUGUCAAACUAAUAGCACCCUGGAUUCUUUCAAAAGCGCUAGCUAGUACUGAAGGGAGGUAUUGCAGGGGCAAUCCUCCGCCCAGAUAGCCAGUGCUUCAAUAUGGUCACAUAUCAUAGGGGACCCAUCCCCAAGCAGCUGGGUAGUUUGUGGCAAUGUGAUUAUAACUGGGGAGAUGCUCCUUGGCUGAACUGAGUCUGUGAUUCCGUUGGCUACAGCUUGACUAGUAGCAGGAGUAGGAAUCUCAUCAUUCCAGUAUUCUGCUCUUUUUUUGCUAUACUCCCAUAACAAAUAAGCUCAUCCACAUUCUGACUUGGUGCUGAUGAUGCUCUGCACCCAGAUUCCCUAGAUGUGGGCUACAGAUUUUAGAGUGCCCUCCCUCUAUCAGUUUGAAUAAUCAAGAUUAAAAGACAGUAUUUAGGAAGAUGCAGCUGGAUUGAACGGGGAUAUAUGGUAUAUGAUUGUACCUGUUUCGGGAUCAUUGUUCCUUUAUUUCCUUCAGACAUUCCUUGUGUUAAAGGUGUCCAAGAUUCAUUUGGUUCAAAGGGAUGGGAGGCUGCAUUGUUUCAGGUGACCAUGUAAAUAGCUUUACUUUGAAAAGAAGCCACUUUAUAAUUCUUCUGUACUUCCUGAAGUUGUUGGAUUUAUAGGUAAAGGUGGAGUUUUAAUGAAAUUAAAAUGUGAGUCUUUAAAACGCA
This is a messenger RNA of Rhincodon typus (whale shark), 4527 nucleotides long. RefSeq names its product RAB8A, member RAS oncogene family (gene rab8a). The transcript has 8 exons. NCBI's taxonomy places the organism in Eukaryota, Metazoa, Chordata, Chondrichthyes, Orectolobiformes, Rhincodontidae. Gene Ontology annotation, molecular function: GTPase activity; GTP binding. Gene Ontology annotation, cellular component: plasma membrane; trans-Golgi network transport vesicle; dendritic spine. The record is from RefSeq and is a predicted model, not a curated record. Gene Ontology annotation, biological process: regulation of exocytosis; protein localization to plasma membrane; Golgi vesicle fusion to target membrane. Bases 120 to 626 code for a protein of 168 amino acids.